Messenger RNA from Leucoraja erinaceus (little skate), 2979 nucleotides. RefSeq names its product G protein-coupled estrogen receptor 1 (gene gper1). The transcript has a single exon. NCBI's taxonomy places the organism in Eukaryota, Metazoa, Chordata, Chondrichthyes, Rajiformes, Rajidae. Gene Ontology annotation, molecular function: G protein-coupled receptor activity. Bases 665 to 1738 code for a protein of 357 amino acids. Gene Ontology annotation, cellular component: membrane. Gene Ontology annotation, biological process: G protein-coupled receptor signaling pathway. The record is from RefSeq and is a predicted model, not a curated record.
CCCCCCCCACACAGGCUCCCCUUUACCUGCACAAUUGCUCGCGUGAAUUCACAAGCAGCUAAUUCCGUUUCUGGCGGCCAGAUCAACAAACGGCAGGAGAGAAAUAAUUGCAGCUCAAUCUUCUCGGGAAUCCUUCGACUGAAAAACGUCCACCGUCGCACGAAAUUCAACAAGGCGUCGCAGGCAGCCGUCAGUUGCGGGGGACCCCACGGGCUCACACACGCACGUGGAGUAUGCUCGCUCGGGAACCCGGCGCGGGCCUUCAGGGACAGCGAUGAGUGGCAAAGGCCAGUGGACCAACAACCCCCGCAAAGCCUUCGAGCUCUGCAACAUGAACUGACCAGGCAACCGACCCCGACCAGAUCCUCAUCCUGAAUCGAAGACAAAAGUAAUGCCUUUUGAGCGAGAGAUGAACGAGCCUAGAACUGUCGAGAGGAAUCGCAAUGCAACUGCAGGGAUGAGGCUAGUAUCUCGCUGGAUCUUACUGCCAACUAGUAAAGCGCGCCACUGUAAGGAAAGGCAGGGUCACUUUUGACAACUUGACAUUGAAUCCAUCAAUGCCGACAAAUGGAAACACAACUGCACUUUAAGGGACGAUCGAUAAAAAAUUCUGUCAAUAAAUAACCACUGAGGCUUUGACGUCUGAGAAGAAGCGGUUUUGAUUAUGGAAGCUCGCCUCGUGUCACGGCUAUUACUGUUUUCUAAUGAAACUAAAAUGAAUGAUUCCAACUACUGCAAUGAAACCGGCAACUGUGGCCACAUCAUUGAAAACCAAAGUGACGGGCAAUUUUAUAUUAUCAACCUCUUUCUAUCGUGUUUAUAUACAAUUUUUCUAUUCCCCAUUGGCUUCAUUGGGAACGGCCUGAUCUUGGUGGUCAACCUGAACCACCAUAUGAAGAUGACCAUCCCCGACCUGUACUUUGUCAACCUGGCCGUGGCAGAUCUCAUCCUGGUGGCCGACUCCCUCAUCGAGGUCUUCAACCUGAACGACAAGUACUACGACAUCGCCAUCCUGUGCACCUUCAUGUCUCUCUUCCUGCAGAUCAACAUGUACAGCAGCAUCUUCUUCCUCACCUGGAUGAGCUUCGACCGUUACCUCGCCCUGGCACAGUCCAUGAAGACCACCACGCUGCGGACCCUCCAGCACGCCAAGUGGAGCUGCGUGUUGAUCUGGCUGGCGUCCAUCAUUGCCGCGCUGCUGCCCUUCGCCGUGGUGCAAGCCCACCACACCGGCGAGGUUCACUUCUGCUUUGCCGACGUGACCGAGAUCCAGUGGCUGGAAGUCACCCUGGGCUUUGUCCUCCCGUUCUUCAUCAUCGGACUCUGCUACUCGCGGAUCGUCCGGAUCCUCACCACGGCUCAGAAACACAAUCGCAUUUGGCCGAGGCGCCAGAAGGCCCUUCGCAUGAUCGUAGUGGCCGUUCUGGUCUUCUUCAUAUGUUGGUUGCCAGAAAACGUCUUCAUUAGUUUCCAGCUCCUGCUGGCCACCAAGGACUCCUCGGUCUCCCUGAAGGACUGGCUGGGCCAUUACUACCCACUCACCCGGCACGUGGUCAACCUGGCUGCUUUCUCCAACAGCUGCCUCAACCCCAUCAUCUACAGCUUCCUCGGGGAGACCUUCAGAGACAAGCUCCGCUUGUACUUGAAACGCAAGGCCAGCGUCUCCACCGUGUACCGGCUCUGCAACAACACCCUCAACUGGAACAUUCCCGUCGCCACGGAGGAAUCUUUUGCAUAGCGGACUAGAUCCUCGCAAGGUAGACAAAAGUGCUGGGGAAACUCAGCAGGUGCAGCAGCGUCUAUGGAGCAAAGGAAAUGGGCAACGUUUCAGGCCGAAACCCUUCUUCAGACUAUCCUCGCAAGCACAGGCACUGAGAAAAAACCUCGACUCACAUCUGACCUUCUUUUGGCUGAGAGAUGCAUUUGGCCUGGUCGCUGAAAGUAGCAUUUCCAGAAUUAUCAAACUCAAAGAGAAUGCAAGGAAGGGCAAUAAUGGAACUCAACAUGAAAUGACCAAACUCUGUCUCUUAACAAUCAAAACUGUUUCCAUGGCUGGUGGCAAUUGCUUGCUUGGACAGCUGUAUUUAUUGCUUCAUUAUACAGAAAGUAUCAAACGGCACUUGACAAUGCGACUUACUUGAGGCUUGGUAUUUAAUGCACAAUUAUACUGAAUAAAGUUAUUAUAGUUAAUAAAAUACACCUUUUCCCAAACCGAAAGAAAUGUUAAUGUGUAGGAAGGAACUGCAGACGUUGGUUUUUACUACGAAGAUAAGACACAAAAUGCUGGAGUUACUCAGCGGGUCGUGCAGCAUCUCUGGAGGGAAAGCCCCAUCUUCAGAACUUCAGAAAGAAAUUCAGUAUGGUGUAGGAUCAUGGAAGUUUGUCACUUUUAAAACACAUUUCAGUUUAAUUACCAGUGCACAAAUUAAGAGGGUGAGUGAGGCAGCCUCUAUGGAGAGAAGAAAUAGGCGACGUUUCAGGUCGAGACCCUUCUUCAGUCUGAAGAAGGCUCUCAACCCGAAACGUCACAUAUUCCUUCUCUCUAUAGAUGCUGCCUCACCCACUGAGUUCCUCCAGCAUUUUUGUCUACCUUUAAUUUUUCCAGCAUCUCCAGUUCUUUCUUAAACAGUACACACAUUGAGGUUGGUUUAGAGUAUUUAGCUACUGAUACAAGUUUCCAAUUUAUCUUUCUGAAUAACCUAACUUGGGACAACACAAGCCGGAGGUUGUAGAAUGCAAGUGACAGACGAGUUGUCUUAUCGAUAUGACAGUGUUCAAGGCAAGUUUCUCCACAUUUGACAACGUGCCGACAGACAUUCACAUGCCAAUGUAACAUCACUUCCCAGCAAAGCAAGCACAGAUGGAAAUCAGUGGAAAUAAAACCUAUGAAGCCGCAAACUGCCUCAGGUGGAGGCAGGUUCUCUGGAUGCUAGAUAGGGCUCUUAAAGAUAGCGGAGUCAGGGGAUAUGGGGAGAAGGC